AUGGUCUCCGACAAAGUGAUUCAGGCUUCCAACUCGCUCAUCAGCGAUACCUCAGUCCCACAUGUCGCCGUCUUCAUCGGCGGCUUGUCCGGCAUCGGAAAGUCUACGGUCCGUGCCUUGAUUGCCACGGGCACGAGCAUGCGAAUCUACCUCGUCGGACGCAACAGUGCUGCAAAGCGAGUGGCAACCUUCAUUAAGGAACUGAAUGCCAUCAACCGAAAGGCAGAAGUUGUCUGGACUGACAGUGAGGUCGCACUCCUCGCGGAGACGAAAAGAAUCUGCGAAGUCAUCAAAGACAAGGAAUCCAGCAUCGGCCUGCUGUUCUUUGGCACGGGAUAUGAUCUGCUCAGCUCAUACCCGGAAAAGAGCGAGGUCUCGGAGGUCACCCAGAGUCUGGAGUACUUCCAACGGAUGCUGUUCCUUCUCCAUCUUCUGCCCCUCCUUCGCAAAGCAGAGAGCGCCAGGGUUAUCAGCAUUCUGGGCGGCAGACCAGGGGCGUCGAAGAUCGGCGAUGCACCGUUGAUCAUGUAUAAGGGAUUGGGCAACUUCAAAGCCAUGUUUCGAUACUCGGCCAUCCACAUGACAAUGCUAGAGAAGAUGGCCGUCGAAGAUCCUGCUGUGACCUUCGUUCACUCUUGGCCCGGGUGGGUCCGUACAGAACAUACCAGACGAAACAUGGACUCGGAGCCAUUCGUAUAUCGGAUCCUCCGACUGAUCUUCCACUUCAUCGUGGGCCUGUUUUCGGUGUGUGCAAAGACGAGCGGGCAGCGACAUCUGUUUAUCAGCACGAGCGCUGCGUUCGGCGGCCACGGUGUGCCGUGGUUUGGUAAGCCGGGCGUGAACUCGCUGGGAAAGCAGGAGAAUGGACUGUUUCUCGUCAAUCACCAAUGCAACUGCGCUCUGAUUGCGAAUGCUUUGGAUCUGCUUCGAGAGAAGGCACAGAAUGCAAUUUGGGCUCAUACCCAGGAAGUUCUUGAGCCAUACAUGUAA
Grosmannia clavigera kw1407 is the source of this 990-nucleotide messenger RNA. RefSeq names its product short chain dehydrogenase reductase. NCBI's taxonomy places the organism in Eukaryota, Fungi, Ascomycota, Sordariomycetes, Ophiostomatales, Ophiostomataceae. The record is from RefSeq and is a predicted model, not a curated record. Bases 1 to 990 code for a protein of 329 amino acids. Gene Ontology annotation, biological process: secondary metabolic process. The transcript has a single exon.